AUGAAUGGAUAUCUGGAUGCAUUCUGGAUGAAUGGAUCUCUGGGUGAAUCCUGGAUGAAUGGAUCUCUGGAUGAAUCCUGGAUGUAUGGAUCUCCGGGUGAAUCCUGGAUGAAUGGAUCUCUGGGUGAAUCCCGGAUGAAUGGAUCUCUGGGUGAAUCCUGGAUGAAUGGAUAUUUGGGUGAAUCCUGGAUGAAUGGAUUUCUGAGUGAAUCCUGGAUGAAUGGAUUUCUUGGUGAAUCCUGGAUGAAUGGAUCUUUGGGUGAAUUCUGGAUGAAUGGAUCUCUGGGUGAAUACUGGAUGAAUGAUUCUCCGGGUGAAUACUGGAUGAAUGGAUCUCUAGGUGAAUCCUGGAUGAAUGGAUCUUUGGGUGAAUUCUGGAUGAAUGGAUCUCUGGGUGAAUCCUGGAUGAAUGGAUAUCUGGGUGAAUCCUGGAUGAAUGGAUCUCUGGGUGAAUGGAUUUCUUGGUGA
This is a messenger RNA of Gigantopelta aegis, 468 nucleotides long. Its product is annotated as MARCO-like protein. The transcript has a single exon. Lineage: Eukaryota; Metazoa; Mollusca; Gastropoda; Neomphalida; Peltospiridae. The coding region runs from base 1 to 468 and encodes 155 amino acids. The record is from RefSeq and is a predicted model, not a curated record.